GGGUAGGCAUGGCAUGGGAUAGAAUGGGCUUCACCGAGUUUGCAGCACUGUUCCUCAUAUUAAACUAUCAAUGGACAUCUUUCGUCAUGGCAACUGCAGGGGUUGUAACUACCGUAGCUGGAGGUGGUGAUAUACAUACGGGUAAGACAAACACCGAUUGUACAGAGACUCGCUCUGGUUCACAGGACAGCGUAGGAAAACUUGCCAGGUUCCACUAUCCAUGGGGCAUAGCGUUUGACCCUUUGGAAAGAGUUGCCUAUGUAGCUGAUUGUGGUUGUCCGGGAACAAAAAGAACCGAUGAUCGUAUCCGUAAAGUUGAUGUGAAAACAGGUAUUGUGACGACGCUGGCUGGAUCACUUCAGGGAUACCAAGAUGGCGUUGGAGAAAAAGCAAUGUUUCACCAUCCUGCAGGAAUGUCCAUGCAUAGAAAGACAAGAACUCUUUUUGUUGCAGACAGUGCGAACAGUAGAAUACGAGCCAUCAAUGUCGUCACUGGUGAGGUCACUACGUUUGCUGGGAGUGGUAAAGAGGAACUCAAAGAUGGACUGAAGACUAUUGCUUCUUUCUUCAAUCCGCAAGCUGUCGCCGUAGAUCACGUGUAUAAAGACAGAUUUUUUGUUGCCGACACGGACAACCAUGCUAUCCGUGAAGUGAGUCUACCUGAUGGAGAAGUGACAACAAUAGCUGGUGGCGAAAAGGGUUUUAAAGAUGGUAAAGGCACAGGGGCGACAUUCUAUCACCCGGCUGGAGUAACGAUUGAUCCAAUCAGAAAUAUAUUAUUCAUCGCUGAUCAUUAUAACCACGCUAUUAGAAUGAUUGGUGUCGAGUCUAAAAUUGUCACAACAUUAGCGGGUAGCGGCAAACCUGGUUUUGUGAAUGGGAUGGGUAAUCAGGCUAUGUUCAAUUACCCAGAAGGCAUGGCGUAUGACACUGAAAACAAAGUGCUUUAUGUUGUUGAAUUUGAUAAUAACUGCGUACGAAUAGUCGAUGAUGAAGGAGAAGUCAGAAGUUUUGUUGGAGGCAGAGAAGGAAAAUCUGAUGGGCUUGGAGAAGAAGCAAAAUUUUUCCAUCCUACAGGUUUGACAUUUGACGAAAAAGAAAAAAUAAUCUACAUAACUGAUCAGUACAACCAUCAGAUUCGUGGAAUCAGCGGGAUUGGAGCGAAAACAUCGCCACCUGGUAAAAUUACAAUUGAGAAAAUUAUGACAUCAGUCAAAGAAGGCUACACCGGAACUGCAAUGAUGUCAUUAACGUUCAUUCUGUUCUUUGCAAUGGUGUUUGUCUGCAUAUGUCGAGGAAGAACUCGUCGCUUCAUGGGUAAAAUCUAGAAUAGUUGCCCGAUGUACUGGUAUUAAAGGGUGGGUGGUCGCAGUCACGACGCAGUGUUCGAUAUUGAUUCAAUGCAGGGUGUACAACGCUUGUAAAAUUGCUGUUCGGCCACCACCAUCCUUUGUAUCACAACAUGAAGUGUACCAACGUUUAUCCAGCACCCAGAACGUUAAAACGUAACGUAAAACGUAACGUAAAACGUAACGUAAAACCAGUUUCAAGUUACUAAUAACACUAAACAAUUACAGCUUGUAUACCACAACAAACAUUCUAAUAACAGUCCUAAUUGUCAUGCUCCAAUGAACUCAAGAUUUAAAAACUACAGGAACAGCUACCGGUACUUAGAUUUUCAUCUUGAAUUAUUGUUCUACCCGAGUAUGACCAUAUAAAUUGCGCCCUUUAUCAAUGAACUGUCUCAUGUGUGUAAGGAAAGCGAGGCGGAAUGCUGUUCGCAGGGCUGUGAUUGUUUUGAUUCGUGGUUGUCUGUUAAAUUGGAGGGGUCGUCCCCUGUGCACGCACGGGAAUCGAGUCCCAAGCGACGAUUAACAACACGCGCUAAAACGCAAAGGCUCAUGGGUAGACAUUUGUUUGUAAAC
Molecule: messenger RNA, 1925 nt
Organism: Saccoglossus kowalevskii
Lineage: Eukaryota; Metazoa; Hemichordata; Enteropneusta; Harrimaniidae
Product: NHL repeat-containing protein 2-like
Source: RefSeq, a predicted model, not a curated record